This is a messenger RNA of Solanum lycopersicum (tomato), 534 nucleotides long. RefSeq lists its product as uncharacterized. The record is from RefSeq and is a predicted model, not a curated record. Lineage: Eukaryota; Viridiplantae; Streptophyta; Magnoliopsida; Solanales; Solanaceae.
AUGAAUAGGUUUGUGACCGGUGUUGCCGACCUUGUGGAAGAACAGUGUCGUACGACCAUGCUCCAUAGUGACAUGAAUAUUUCUAGGCUUAUGGUGUAUGCUAAAUCCAAUGAGGAAUCCAAACUUAGUAGGAUCUCAAUGAAUUUAAAGAGGGGUGGAUCCAAUGAUAAAUUCCAACCUAGGUUUAAGAAGAGGGAUCACAACCAAGAUGGACCUAGUGCUCCUAAGGUCAAAUUUGAGAGAGGUAGUGGUUCUCAAUGUGAUAAACCUACUUGUAUCACUUGUGGGAAGAAAUACCUCGGGAAGUUUUUAGCCGGUAACAAUGGUUGCUUUAGUUGUUGUGAGGAUGGACAUAAGGUGAAGGAUUUUCCUUCUAUUGUGGUUAGAGGAAAGGAUACAAAGAAAGAUCCUCCAAGUGUUCAGGAUGAUGAUGCUCCAAGAAAGAAUCGAUUCUAUGCACUCCGGGCUAAAGGAACAAGUCCGGAUGAUGAUGAUGAUGUUGGUACGUUAUACUUCUCUCGUAAGUUGUUAUGA